Messenger RNA from Soboliphyme baturini, 384 nucleotides. The record is from the annotation of a GenBank genome assembly. NCBI's taxonomy places the organism in Eukaryota, Metazoa, Nematoda, Enoplea, Dioctophymatida, Soboliphymatidae.
AUGGAAGAUGAAGAUGAAGUUUUGGAGGCGCUUGACAAAAGAUUGAUGCAGGAAGUGGUGAUCACUGCGAACGAAUUUGGCUUCAUGCGAGGCAGAUCAACCACGGUUGCUAUCUUUGCUUUAAGAUCAGUCCUCGAAACAUACAGAGGAGGAAGGCAAGACAUUCACGUGGUGUUCUUACACCAGGAGAAAAUGUUUGACCGAAUCCCGGAGCAAGUAAUCUGGUGGAGCAUGAAAAAGUACGACAGAGUGACAACGAUAGUUCGAAGUAUAAGGGGCGAAAUGGAAGAGUUUUCUAUGCGGGUUGGAGUUCACCAUGGAUCCGCACUGAACUCAUUUCUGUUCUCGAUGGCGACAGACACGAUAAGUGAGGAUUUGCAUUAG